This is a messenger RNA of Coturnix japonica (Japanese quail), 1022 nucleotides long. The record is from RefSeq and is a predicted model, not a curated record. Lineage: Eukaryota; Metazoa; Chordata; Aves; Galliformes; Phasianidae.
CCCACGGGGCCCACUGCCUCCUCCUCUGGUGUGGUGCUGCUGGCACACAAGGGCUCCAGGAAUGGGGAGUGCCAACCAGCACGGGGCAGAGCUGGGCUGGUGCCGUGUCAUAAUGGGCAGCUGCCAGCACUGGCCACGCUGUCACCGCGUCGCCGUGGCCACGUCUAUGACACGGCCACCCGGGAGGGUUCUGCAGCAGUGCCCAGUGCUGGGUCCUGCAUCCUGAAGGAGCAUCUGACAGAGAGCAGACGCAUCUGGAAGGGAUGAGUUCCCACGUGGCUGUUGCCAACGCGGAGCGCCCUGCUGCGGUGAAGCGGGCCAAGAUGAGAUUCUGGCAGGAUGGCCCUGCUCCACAGCGUGACUACAAAACGCCAGAGGUCACCGCCAAAGAGCGACUUGCUGUCUGGGAUGCGGUGGCCACGCACAUACAAGAGCAGCUCCUGCUACGCAAGGGGGUCCGAGUUCCCACCUUCGGUUCCUUCAGCAUUGUCUCUGAACGGAUCAGAGGGAAAGGAAACAUGACCAUGCAGUGGCCUGUGUUUCACCUGGCCAAGAACCUUGCGAGCAUCCAUGACCAGAUGAACGAGGAAUACCCGCCAGGCCUCAAUAAAAUGGAGACCCUCAAAUACGCUGAUGUGGCUGAGGCCGCAUCUGUGAGCUGGCAGACUGGGAAGGCCUGCAUAUUGGGCACCACAACGCUCGUCUCCCAGUGCCUGAGGAAGGGGGAGGACAUCGCCUUUGUCCUGAAGGACAUCGGAGUGCUCCUCAUCGAGAGAGCGAGGGUCCAAAUGAAGUUCUACUAUGACUUCCUUGAGAAGAUCUGCGGGAAAGAGAAACUCGAGAAGGUUGUUUUCAAGGCGCCCUGGCUGCUGGACAUGGUGGUGACCCCGGUGACAGCGGUUGCCUCCCUGACACUCUCUGGCCGAGUCGUCGUCUUUCCGGCAUUGAGGACAGCCCUUGGUACUGGGGCUGUGGACACUGGGGAGGUGCGGCUUUUAGGCAAGGUGACCGUCUGCCUGUGA